This is a messenger RNA of Prinia subflava (tawny-flanked prinia), 2140 nucleotides long. Its product is annotated as retinol dehydrogenase 12-like. The record is from RefSeq and is a predicted model, not a curated record. The transcript is spliced from 6 exons. NCBI's taxonomy places the organism in Eukaryota, Metazoa, Chordata, Aves, Passeriformes, Cisticolidae. Bases 916 to 2010 code for a protein of 364 amino acids.
UGACAAGUGUGGCUUCGCCCCAUGAGCUCUCCGUCCUGCAGAACGGGGACCCCGGGUCGGGGUUGCUCCGGCGGGACCGGGCGGGCAGAGCCUGCCCGGAGCCUCCUCCGCCUUCCCGGGAGCUCCGGGCGCAGCUCGGGGUCCCUCGCUGUGACUGUCCCCGCCCUCUGGGCCGCUCCUGAAGGUCCUGGCUCCCACAGGGACGUGCCCCAGCGCUGGAGUGUCCGAGUGUCCCCGCACUGCAGGACGGGGACCUUGGAGGGCACGGGGACAUCGCCCCUCCUGUGGCCGCCCCAGGGUUCGGGGGGUCUGAAGUGGCGGAGAAGCAGCCCUGGGGUGGCACCGGGGACACGGAGCUGACACAGGGAGCUUCACAUGUCCCUCGGGCACUUCCCUGGGUUGCUUUUAUAGCGACGUGAGGAGCGGGUGUGGUUUUUAGCUCAUUAGCAUGAGAUGCGCUAGCGGGCGGGGUUUGCAGCUCCAUUUUAGCACCCGGGGAGGCCUUGGGCGUGGGUUUCUGUCCCUCAUUAGUAGAUGACACGCUAGGCGUGGUUUGCAGCUCCUAAUUAGCCUGAGAGUGGUUUCAUCGCGGUCUUAAUUCAGUGCUGGUCGAGGGUACGCUCUGGCGACCCCACAAGACAGGUGACCCCAAAAUCACCCCCAAACUUGUGAUCCCGCUUUGUGCGCUGGUGCAAUUCCUCCCCUGUCACUCAACACCACAAAGGAGCAUUGGGGUGAAAAACACCACUUUCGGUCCAGGCUGGGCAGACCUGAAAACGUCAGUGCAGAGUUACCCGUGUGCUUUUACAGCACCGAGAGCUUAUUAACGGCAGUGAAUUAAUUGUCAUUUAUUGAGAGGGUGGCACAGGGGAUAGCGGGGCAGCAAAGGUGACAGCGGGGUGGCACAGGGGACACAUGUCCCUCUUCAGGACAUGGAGGAGUGGCUCACAGAGCAGGGGAGCUUGUGCCGUGCCAUGCUGCUGGCUGGGCAAAGGUCCCGCUGUGACCUCUGUCCCCAGCCCCACCCCGCACCCAGCCAUGGAGCUGCUGGGGGCCCUGAGCCCCCCGUGGUGGCUCCUGCUGCUCCUGCCCCUGGCCCUGCUGCUCUGGGCCACGCGCAGGAGCCCCUGGGAGCCCCGCGAGUGUCCCACCGACCUGACGGGCAAGACAGUGAUUGUCACCGGCGCCAACAGCGGCAUCGGCAAAUGCGUGGCCAUGGACCUGGCGCGCCGGAACGCCCGCACCAUCCUGGCGUGCCGCAGCCGGGAGCGGGGCCAGGCGGCCGUGGAGGAGAUCCGGGCGGCCACCGGGAACCCGGCGGUGCUGCUGCGCCUGCUGGACACCGGCUCGCUGGCCUCGGUGCGCGCCUUCGCCGGCGCCGUGCUGCGCGAGGAGCCGCGCCUGGACGUGCUGGUGAACAACGCCGGCGUCACCGGGCUGCCCUUUGCCGUCACGCCGGAGGGCUUGGAGCAAACCUUCGCCACCAACUACCUGGGCCCGUUCCUGCUCACCAACCUGCUGCUGGACCUCCUGAAGGCCUCGGCACCCGCCCGGGUGGUCAACGUGUCAUCGUUCCGGCACAGCGUGGGCACAGCUGACAGCGCGUUCCUGACGGGGCAGCGGCGCCCGGGCGGGUACGACGCCGCCUACAACAGCACCAAGCUGAUGAACGUGCUCUUCACGGCCGAGCUGGCACGGCGCCUGCAGGGCACAGGGGUGACGGCCAACGCGCUGAGCCCCGGCCUGGUGAGCACCGGCAUCAUGCGCCACUUCAGCUGGCCCGUGCGGGCGCUCUUCCGCCUCCUGCGCCCCUUCAUGAAGUCGGCCGAGCAGGGCGCUGCCAGCACCAUCUUCUGCGCCGUCUCGGAGGAAGCCGCCGGCAUCACCGGGAAAUAUUUCGACAGCAGCUGCCGGCUGGCGCUGCCCUCGGCGGCCGCCCGCGACACCGCGCUGGCACGGAAGCUCUGGGAGGCGUCGGAACGGCUGACGGGGCUCACGGAGCAGGACUGAGCCGCCGGGGUGUCACCCCUCAGCGGGACGGGAAGGGGGACACGGAUGGCGCUCUGCUCCCCCUGCACCCACCCCGUGCUGCCAGGGCGACGACGCGGCGCGGGCCAGGCGUGACUGUGAUGCUUUUAUU